Molecule: messenger RNA, 474 nt
Organism: Coprinopsis cinerea okayama7#130
Lineage: Eukaryota; Fungi; Basidiomycota; Agaricomycetes; Agaricales; Psathyrellaceae
Exons: 2
Coding region: 1-474 (157 amino acids)
Source: RefSeq, a predicted model, not a curated record
AUGCCUCUCUUCAAAUCCAAGUCCACUCGCCGCGCCUCUGCCUCCCCUACUAGGAGAGACAAUCAUACUCCCAUAGCACCGAACGAUUCCCACAGCAAUGGCGGUUUCUUCAGCCGCCGUCGCUCUGUUGACUCGAACUCCAGGUCCUCCUCGGAAACCAGUCGCGCUGGUACCAUGGCCAGUGGCGCUGGAAGCACGAGGAGUGGUGGUGGUUUCUUCGGGCUCGGAGGACGCAAUCGCAUCGACAACGAUCCCUCCAUCAUGUCAGCGCGCCAAAAAGUAUCAGAAGCAGAGAUCGCAGAGCGUGAAGCCGACCAGGCUCUGCUCAUGGCACGAGAACGUGUCCGCGAGGCGCGUGAACAUGUCAAGCUUCUCGAACGCGAGGCUAUUGACGAUGCUCGUCGAGCCAAAGCCAAGCAGGCAGAGGCCAAAGUUAUCCACAAGUCCGUCAAGGGUCUAGGCAGACAUGGCUAA